AUGAAUACCAUUGAAGAAAUUGACAUAGAUUACUUGAUUACAUUGAUACAGGAAAGGGAAAUUAUAUGGGACAAGUCAAACGUAGAUUUUAAAAAUAAAAAUUUAAAAACAAAAGCCUGGGAAGACAUAUCAAAAGUUUUAUUUCCUGAUUACGAGAAUUUCACAGCUGAACGAAAAAAUAAAGUUGGUAAUGAUUUAAUAAAAAAAUGGAGAAGUGUAAAAGAUAAUUACUUCAGAUAUUCAAAAAAAUUAAAAGAAGCAUCAAAAUCGGGCUCGGGCGCUACGAAACUGAAGAAGUAUCAUUUAUACAAUCAACUCCUUUUUUUGAGAAAAGUGGAACAAAAUGCCACCGAAUCUAGCUUAGACUCGCCUAGAGAAAUCAACAAUGAAUCUACGUCUACAAAUGAUGACAUUACCACAGACAACACUCCGCGCUAUGUUCCAGUCGCGCGCAAAAGGGCAAUGCAAAUGGAUGAGUUUGAAAGAGAAGGACUAAAACUUCUCAAGGAGCCGGAAAAUCGCCAUAUGUCCUUUUUCAGAGCUAUAUUGCCAUCUAUUCAAGAAUUUUCCGACCGAGAAACUCUCCGUUUCCAAAGUAAAGUUAUACAAAUUAUAGAUGAAAUGCGGUAUGGACAAACAUCAUCAUAUGUGAGUGGCCCAUCAACGUCUCACCAACCACCAUAUGGGUAUCAAACAGCAAAUUUUCAAAGUACAUACAUUUCUGAUUUUAAUAAUUCAAUUACAUCUCCAGAAACAUCUCAAGCAAGUGAAGAAACUGAAUACGAUUUUUCUAAUUUGUAAUUACUGGAUGAUAUCUCUCUUAAAUAAUGUCUAAAUUUAAAAUUAUGACAAUUGCUGAUUAUUUGUGAGUUGAUUACUCUCUUAAAUAAUGUCUAAAUUUAAAAUUAUGACAAUUGCUGAUUAUUUGUGAGUUGAUUACUAAUUAAACAAACCAAAAAAACUGU
Leptidea sinapis is the source of this 965-nucleotide messenger RNA. RefSeq lists its product as uncharacterized. Gene Ontology annotation, biological process: regulation of transcription by RNA polymerase II. The record is from RefSeq and is a predicted model, not a curated record. The coding region runs from base 1 to 801 and encodes 266 amino acids. Gene Ontology annotation, molecular function: DNA binding. NCBI's taxonomy places the organism in Eukaryota, Metazoa, Arthropoda, Insecta, Lepidoptera, Pieridae. The transcript is spliced from 2 exons. Gene Ontology annotation, cellular component: nucleus; transcription regulator complex.